CAGCACUUGGAUUAGUCAAGAUGACAGGGACGACGAGCAUUGCUUCGUUAUGAGCGCAGUUCAGAAAGCGUUGGGGGCUCGGGAUCUUCAGGGUAGGGAUACAAUAAGCUCACAGGGCCCGUGGGACUUGCGGACAUGUGAGGCGGGGAAGAUGCGCAUACCGCAGCAUCAUGAGAAAAAGAUGUAUGUUAUGGGUUGUUGAAGCUCGGCUCGCCCUUUGGUUAAUGGUUUCACGCUGCUCCGUGCGCGACGGAGCCGAGUAGUACCAGCACAACAGCCACUGUCGCCGCGGCGAUCAAGUUUUGUAGGACUUAUCCCUAUUAGAAAUAGACUGCCCUACUAUACAGUUAAUCGGCGUUCGCCUGUGGUCAACACAUAAACGAUCAGCUGCAAGGACUUGGCGUAAGCGGAAGGAGCUCUUCAGCUUUGGGGCACCCCGCAGCUGCAGCGUGGUACGAUUGCCACCAUGCCUAGCUACGAUGACUCCACGGGCAAGUCGAAGAUUACAGAGGCCAAGACGCGCUACACCGUGUUAGCGACGUUCUUCGCUGUUGGCCUCUGCUUGGGCGUCGUCAUCUCAGAGCGGGUCUACGUUCAGAAGCAUGCGUUAAUCCCGAAGCCGCGGCAGCUGGUUGACACACUAGCCAACACCAUCCACGUCGGCCACCGGGUUCACGACGUGGCAGCAGCUCCACGGAACGAUUUGGAGGCCUACCUCAUGCAGGUUGCUCCUCAGAAGGAGGUCCUACUGGCCGUGGCGAACAAAAACACCAUGUGGGACGGCAUGCUGGAUACCUUCACCCAGGGUUUCAAGCGCAGCAAGGUGCCUAACCACAUGGUUCUGGCUCUGGACAAGGAGACUGAGGCCUGGUGCAAGCAGAACGGCGUGAACGCCUACUACAUGAACCUCUCGAUUGCCAGCGUGCAGCAGGGCACCGGCGACAACCACGCCGUGUCAGCCAUGAAGUUUGGCAUCCUCAAGAAGUUUGUGGAGCUGGGAUGGGCGGUGCUGCUGUCUGAUGUCGAUAUUGCCAUCUUCCAAAACCCCUUUGAGCACAUCUACCGCGAUUCGGACAUCGAGGGAAUGACCGAUGGCUUCGAUGAGCACACGGCCUAUGGCUCCAUCGAGGGCUUUGAUGAUCCGUCCAUGGGCUGGGGCCGUUACGCCCAGUACUACAAGCACUUCAACCUGAACUCCGGCCUGUUCUACAUCAAGGCCAACAACCGCACCAUGGACCUCCUCACCCGCCUGGCUGACCGCCUCAGUCAUGAGAAGUACUGGGAC
Messenger RNA from Astrephomene gubernaculifera, 1285 nucleotides. Lineage: Eukaryota; Viridiplantae; Chlorophyta; Chlorophyceae; Chlamydomonadales; Astrephomenaceae. The record is from the annotation of a GenBank genome assembly.